This is a messenger RNA of Cydia fagiglandana, 2796 nucleotides long. RefSeq names its product ubiquitin carboxyl-terminal hydrolase 3-like. The record is from RefSeq and is a predicted model, not a curated record. Lineage: Eukaryota; Metazoa; Arthropoda; Insecta; Lepidoptera; Tortricidae. Bases 152 to 1789 code for a protein of 545 amino acids. Gene Ontology annotation, biological process: protein deubiquitination. Gene Ontology annotation, molecular function: zinc ion binding; cysteine-type deubiquitinase activity. Gene Ontology annotation, cellular component: cytoplasm. The transcript is spliced from 11 exons.
CUUUAAUUGUUGUGUUUGCUUUUGCUCCCUAGCUCGAUCUCAUUCGUUUUGUGAGCUCGAGAGAGUUGUGAUAGAAAUCUAUUUCAUUUCCAUGAGUUCUAAAUUAAGCUUAUAUUAUUUUUAUUCGGUUAGAUCACACCUAUUAUGAAGAAUGGAAUGUACCCAUUUGUUAGAUAACGUCAAGGUGGACAGCGACCUCAUCACAGAAGACACCUCAGUCACAAAGAACUGGGAUUGUUCAGAAUGUGCAGCAAAGGAUCAGAAUUGGUUGUGCCUACAGUGUGGUGUGGUGAACUGUGGCCGGUAUGUGAAUGGGCAUGCAAAGCUACAUGCCGAGACUUCGGGCCACCAGCUGUGCAUGAAUUGUGAUGUGUUCUCGGUUUACUGCUACAAAUGUGAUGACUAUGUAUCAAACGACACAGAUACACAAUCAAUAGACAAAAUAAGGCAAAGUAUUAUGCAAAUAAGGAAUGUGACCGACACAAAUAACCUAGGUAAUGAGGAGAACAGUAAAGAUGGCAGCGAGCCGAACAGCUGUUCAUCCAGCUCCUCUGUGCAGGAGCCUUCUUCUAGCAAGGAAGCAAAGGGUGCGGACACAACAGAAGCACAGGAGAGCUUGGAUACGGACAAACAGACUAAAAAUACUAAGACGCCAGAAGAAACAGUGCGAAGCUUAAGACCGCGGUCCCGUAAAAGAUCUCACUCGGACGACAGCAGCUCGACAGAGAGCGGCGCCAAGAGCAAGGAGAAGAAGGGCUCGCCCUGCAACGGCAAGACUCAGAGGGAGAAGAAAGUCGUAGGAUUAAAAAAUUUAGGCAACACAUGUUUCAUGAACGCGGUGCUCCAGAGCCUGAGCAACAUCCAGGAGUUCAGCUGCUACUUCAGCAGCCUGCCCGUCCUGGAGCCGAAGACCAACGGCCGCAAGGUGUACCACUCCCGCAGCUACACGCGCCAGGAGAUGACGGACGUGGUGAUGGCUGAGGAGUUGAGAAAGGUGCUGAUAAACCUGAACAGCGGGUGCGGCGGCAAAGGAGCCAUAUCACCAGAGUGCCUGUUCCUGGUGAUAUGGAAGGUGGUGCCACGUUUCCGCGGCUACCAGCAGCAGGACGCGCACGAGUUCCUGAGAUACAUGCUCGACAGAUUACACACGGAGCUGCUUCAGCUGCUGCCGCCGGCGCGCGUGGAGGUGGGGCUGCCGGCCGCCUCCAUCGUCACCGCAGUCUUCGGCGGCACCCUGCAAAGCGAGGUGCGGUGUUUGGCGUGCGGUGCGGAGAGCAAGAAGCUGGACCCGUUCCUGGAUCUGUCGCUGGAGCUGCCCGAGGCCGCCGCGGCCGUGCCGCUGCUCGACUGCCUCGCCAGCUUCGUGCAGGUUGAAGAGUUAGCGGACACGGAGCGCUACUUCUGCAGCAGCUGCGGCAGCAAACAGAAGUCCACCAAGCAGUUCCGGGUGCGGCGUCUGCCGCAAGUGCUCUGUCUACACCUCAAGCGGUUUCGCUGGCACAACUACUUUAGGACGAAGGUGGACACGGGCAUCUCGUUCCCGCUGCGCGCGCUGGACAUGUCCCGCUUCGUGCUGGAGCGGCGCCGCGCCAUGCUGUACGACCUCGCCGCCGUCAUCGUGCAUCACGGCUCCGGCGCGGGUUCGGGGCACUACACAGCGUUCGCGCACAACUCCGGACAGUGGUUCCACUUCAACGACCAGACGGUGCGCGCGGCCGACGCGGCCGCCGUGCAGGCAUGCAAGCCCUACAUCCUCUUCUACAUCCGCCAGGACCACGAGCUCUCCUGACUACCCCCCCUCCCCCCACCCGCCACAGACAAGUGCCCGAGGCGCAGGUGCCGUGAGUUGAAAGUUGCAUAGUAAAUAGUUUCAACAAAAACUUCCACAUGAUCCUUAACUCACUAUGUGAGUCACGAGAGACGCCAGAAAUACGUGCCCGAAGCGAAGAUGCCGUGAGUUUGAAAAUUGCAUAAAAGAAUCGGCCCUCUAUGAAGUCCCUUAGCGUUCACAUGGGAGUCUCACGUUGUGCGAGCGGGACAUCGCUGAAUACGUGCAUAUCGCUGUCUGUCUCAAACACCGGAGCGGCUUGCGGAUCCGUAUCAGUGUGAUAAGAUGAUAACCGCUUGUAUUACAACCAAAGAUAAUAAACUAUAGACUCUAUAGAGACGGAUUGUCAAAGUAAAUUAUGUAGCCACUAAAUUUACUGCCAUCUUUCGACAGAACAUAAAACUGUUAGAACGCCAUUUGACUUUGAUCCUUAUUUCACUGAUAUGUGUUAUCUUAUUAAAUAUUAAUAUUAACGCCAUCUACUCGACUAUAGGCCAAAGGUAUAGUGCAAUCUUUUCGAGCGAUGGCGCCAUAACCUUCAGCCUAUGCUCGAGUAGAUGGCGUUAAUAUUAAUAUUUAACAAUUUAACACAUAUCAGAGAAAGAAUAAGGAUCAAAUUCAAAUGGCGUUCAAACAGUGUUAAUCAUCUAUCGAAAGAUGGCAGUAAAUGAACUGUAGCUACAUAAUUUACCAUGACAGUAACUCUUUACUUCAAAUUCUCUUUGGUACAACUAAUAUCAUAUGAACUUCAGCUGAUAUUAGCUCGACUAUAUCUACAUAAUUCCGAGGAUUUCAGUGAUGUGAACUGUAGAAAGUUUCAUAAAAUGUUAUUGGAAAAGUAAAUAUCGUGCCUACAAAAUAGCAUUCACUAGAACAUUCACCGUGCUGUGGUAUCACUUCUAUUUAUCGUAUUAACUUUGAGAAAUAUAAGCGAAUUCUUGAGUAGUAAAAUGUUUUAAUAGGUCUAA